CCCGAGCGUUAUGCCUGGGGAACCUCUCUAGUCGCUUAACUAGGCCUACUUUACGAAGUAAAUAAGCAAGUGUGAAGGUAACGUCGAAAGCCCUAGGGGAUUGAGAUACGUGCCGUUGGCGCCCUUCUCGAGCAGUACCCUCACAAUCGCCUUGUGGCCUGUAAGUGAAGCUAUCUGGAGUUCCACCCUGCACAUUGACAUCGGCGCCCUUGUCGAGCAACAGCCUCACAAUCGUCUCGUGGCCUCUGUAUGAAGCCGCCAAGAGUGCGUUACUAUAACCUUCAUGCUGCGCGUACCGCCAACUCUGUGCGUUGACGUUGACGCCCUUGCUGAGCAGCAGCUUCACAGCUGCCUCGUGACCUCCUUCUGAAGCCGCUUGGAGCGCGUUGCCGUACUCUCCACCCCGCGCGUUAAUGCCAGCGCUUAAGAACUUUCACACCGUCGUUUCCUGCCUGUGUUUACUCGCCCAGCUAAGUGCGGAGCCUCCAGAGUGACCCUUGUUGGAGUUUUUUAUCUCCGAUGGGAUCCGUUGCCCCACAUGCGCACCAACUACAGAUAUAAUUGGUCAAGAUUUCUUAGCACAGCAUCUUUUGCAACCGCACCAUGGCAAGGUCAAGGAAGGUGCGGGUCGGUCAUACUCGCCAUGAGCAGUGGCAAAUCAAAGUCUAUUUCGCGCAGGUUAUCUUGUAGGAUAAUUUGUAAGUAAGUUAGUAUGAUCUGGACAAGACAAGCUAGCUUGCUAUACUACGAGCCUGAGUGCAUAUCAUGAACAUUAGCAAUCAUUGCUGAUAUUUGACGUUAUCUUCAAAGGGAGCCUUUUAGCGGAUUUCACAUGUUCGUGCCCCCCUUACGCCAUUCCACGAUUUGUUCACGACGAAUUUAUACCUUACUCACUCUUCUCAUCGCAUACUUGCUCUUUGGCGU
Molecule: messenger RNA, 924 nt
Organism: Periconia digitata
Lineage: Eukaryota; Fungi; Ascomycota; Dothideomycetes; Pleosporales; Periconiaceae
Source: the annotation of a GenBank genome assembly